CCGGCGGGGGGGGGCUGUGAGUUGGCUCCGCGGCGAUGAGCGGCGGCGGCGGCCCGAGGCAGCGGGGGGGCGGCUCGGCCGAGCGGCCCCCCCCGGGCAGGCGGCGGGGAGAGCUGCUCGGGUCGAAGAGGAAGCAGAAGCUGCUGUUAAUCCACCAGGCCCUAACGAGUGACCCUGUGGCUGUGGAGACCCUCCGGGGGGCAGCAGUGAGCGAGGGGGGGCUGCUCACAGAUGAGAUCCGCAGGAAAGUCUGGCCGAAGCUGCUCAGCGUCAACGUGUACAACCUGCCUCCCAAGCCAGGCAGGGCUGUCCGCCGGAACCACAAGGACUACACCCAAGUGCAGCUGGAUGUGAACCGCUCCACACGCCGCUUCCCCGAAGGCAUGCGGGCCGAGCAGCGCCAGGUCCUACAGGAGCAACUCAUCGACCUCAUCCUGCACAUCCUGAGGGUUCACCCCGAGCUGCACUACUACCAGGGCUACCACGACAUCGCCGUCACGCUACUGCUGGUGGCCGGCGAGCGCAUGGGCAGCGCGCUGCUGGAGAGACUCUCCACCCACCAUCUCAGGGACUUCAUGGACCCCACCAUGGACAGCACCAAGCACAUCCUGAACUAUCUCAUGCCCAUCCUCCAGCGGGAGAGCCUCUGCCUCCAUGCCUUCAUGCUGAGAGCGGAGGUGGGGACGAUCUUUGCCCUGAGCUGGCUCAUCACGUGGUACGGCCACGUCCUCACCAGCUUCCCCCGCGUCCUGCGCCUUUACGACUUCUUCCUGGCCUCGCACCCGCUCCUGCCUGUCUACUUCGCUGCCGCGAUCGUUCUGCACCGGGAGGAGGAGGUGCUGGCGUGUGACUGCGACAUGCCCAGCGUCCACCAGCUUCUGUCCCAAAUCCCCCAGAACCUUCCGUACGAGAGCCUCAUCUCCCGGGCCCUCCAGCUCUUCCAGCGCCACCCGCACACCGAGCUGGCCAAGCAGGCGGCUCUGCAGCACCACAAGAGCAUCUCCAUAGGCACCUUCACCGCCUUCCAGCUGGCCACCUCCCACCAGCGCCCGGACUCCGUGCUGCGCAGCCAGCGGCAGGACAGCGCCCACGCUGAAGCUGCUGCUCUCCUGCCCACGGCCGGGCACAGCCCGUUGGUGAAAGCGGCCGUGUGGGGGAUUUCGGCCACGCUGGGGGCAGCAGCUCUGGCCGUCACACAGACUGCCCUGGAGUGGGCACCGGAGUUCUUACUGCAGCUCUUCUAGUGCCCGGCAAGCCAGCCAGGACCUGGCGUGUACAACGGGCCAUGGAGCCACAGCCCUUUGGUGGGGGAGCAGCCCCCUUGGGCUGCCUCCGUCUUAAUUUAUUGGACUGUCUCAAACGCCUGGGCAGCUGAGCUCCGACAGGCUGCACCCAGCUCAGAGCGGCCAGUAGCCAAAGCACUAGCCACAGCGGCACAGAACUGGACCGGGCCUUUCCUGCUGCCGCCUGAGCCAUUCGUGGCCUGCAGGGGGGAGGGUUGGGGUUACACCCCGGGUGAGAGCUGGGACUCGAACGCUGGGUCUCUCCUAGGGCUGUGGCGGGCCCAGCCCUGGCUCUUUUGUGGAAGCGUAGAACAGUGUUCUUGGGGCGCUUGCAGGGGAACAGAGCACUAAUCCCCAGGCCCCCCCCCAUGGCCCCCAAGAGCUUUCCUAGGUCCCUUUCCCAGCCUCUGCCCCGUGGGGCUGUGUUACUGCCACCUCCUGCUGCACGUGGGGUAGGAGUCUGCUAAGUACCAGCUGCCUGCGUGUUUGUGCACAGGACACAGGGAGACCCUCCUCCGCUAGCAGGAUGGUGCGAGCGGCUGGGGACUCUGUGGGAAGCGCUGUCCCAGCAGAGCGGAUGGGGGGGUGCUGCGGGCCGGGGCUGGGUGCGAGGAAUGGCGGAAGGCAGGGAUCACUAGAGGAGGGAGGGGGCACAGGCCUGAGCAGAGUCUGGAAGGCCGUGAGGAAGUGCUCCCCACGCAGGCUGUGCCAGGGGAGAGAGGCCUCGCCUAGAUUGCUGCUUCUCUCCUGCUGCCUGCGUUGCACCCAGGGUUCUCCUGGCAUCUCCUCUGUACCCACCUCUGCUCUCGCCUCGCCCAGGAUGGAGGGACAGUGUGCCCAGAGUCUGGGGCAGGCCCUUUUCUCAGGGCUUUAGUUCUUCCACAUAAAGCCCAUGUACCACAUCAGCCGUCCCUUCCCCCAGCACUGGGAAAGCAGCCAGGGGCGCCUGCCUCCCCCUGCCAGUCCCCAGAGGUGGCAGCAGCAAGCAGGGUAGGCUGGGCUCCCCCCGCUGCAGGGCGGGCAGGGUGCUGCCUGGGAAAGGCACAGCCUGGGGAGCACUGGGUAUGUGUGUGAAUAAAGUGUGAGAGCCUGG
This is a messenger RNA of Dermochelys coriacea (leatherback sea turtle), 2376 nucleotides long. RefSeq names its product TBC1 domain family member 20-like. Bases 36 to 1244 code for a protein of 402 amino acids. The transcript is spliced from 8 exons. Gene Ontology annotation, cellular component: endoplasmic reticulum membrane. NCBI's taxonomy places the organism in Eukaryota, Metazoa, Chordata, Testudines, Dermochelyidae. Gene Ontology annotation, molecular function: GTPase activator activity. Gene Ontology annotation, biological process: endoplasmic reticulum to Golgi vesicle-mediated transport; positive regulation of GTPase activity. The record is from RefSeq and is a predicted model, not a curated record.